Messenger RNA from Syngnathus typhle (broad-nosed pipefish), 2789 nucleotides. It is a transcript of the gene tmem198aa, whose product is annotated as transmembrane protein 198a. The coding region runs from base 1 to 1161 and encodes 386 amino acids. The transcript has 6 exons. NCBI's taxonomy places the organism in Eukaryota, Metazoa, Chordata, Actinopteri, Syngnathiformes, Syngnathidae. Gene Ontology annotation, biological process: positive regulation of canonical Wnt signaling pathway. The record is from RefSeq and is a predicted model, not a curated record. Gene Ontology annotation, cellular component: plasma membrane; cytoplasmic vesicle.
AUGGCCUCCACCGGCCGGUUGCUGGGUCUGGCCGAGCUGGGGCUGAAAUGUGACCAAGAGAUAGAGAGGAGAUAUGAAAUUGUGCCGUCGGUGGUCUGCUCCAUGAGCUGCCUUUUCGGAAUCAUCUACUGCUUCUUUGGCUACAGAUGCUUCAAGGCCGUUCUGUUCCUCACCGGCCUCAUGUUUGGCUCUGUGGUCAUCUUCAUGCUGUGCUACAAGGAGAGGGUGAUGGACACUCAGCUCAGCAUAGAGGCGUCGGUGGGCAUCGGCCUCGGGAUUGGGACUUUGUGCGGAUUGGUGACGAUGUUGGUCCGCAGUGUCGGACUGUUCAUGGUGGGCCUGCUUUUGGGACUGUUGGUUGGAGUGGCUUCAUUGGUGGUCAUGGAGGAAUUUUACCACCCCAAAACAGUUUGGGUUCCUCUGGGAAUUCUUCUGGGUUCCGGGACCCUGUUUGCUGUCCUCACUCUUCAGUGGCAGCGUUGCUUCGUGACCUUCUCCACUGCCACUUUCGGUUCUGCAAUCAUUACCAUCACCGUGGAUUACUUCAUAGAGCUUUUUGCGAUGGUGCAAUACGUCUACGAGAGACUCAAGGUGGCACCCAAGAAGCCAAUGUGCUGGUUCACGUGGAUCAUCAUGGGGGUGUGGCCUGUCCUGGCACUGCUUGGAGUGCUGAUUCAGUGGAAAGUCACAGCAGAGGGUUUUUCUCACACAGAGGUGGUUUUGAGUCGGCAACAAAGGCGAGUGCAGCUCAUGCGAAUCCGGCAGCGAGAGGAGAAGCUCAAAAAGGAGAAUGAGACCAAGAAGAAGAAAAAACAACAGAGCCAGAAGAGCGGCCCAAAACAGAAAACCAACAGUCACCACCAGCAGUACCACCACCCGGGGACAUCCCACCCGCAUCACCCAUCCCGAAGCACGCAACCCCCCAAAAUCCCUCCCCCUCAGACUGACCCAGGCUUCCAUCGCAAGCCCAAACCCAAAAAGCGCUUUGAAGGGGAUGUGCUCUCACCGAGCUACAUCCGCAGUUUCAGGGACAGGCAAACAGACAGACGAGCAUAUUCCCACAGUCGAAUGAUGAGCCGCUCCCGGAUGGCUGAACUUGACUACGACUGUGGCUCUCAAGUGCCCCUCACAGCACCUUCUGGAGCUCCGGUUCGGAUCUGAUGCCUCAAAAUAUGCAGAUCCUUCCCAAAUUACAAAAACGUGUUGCGCAUGGUUUGGCACGCCAAAGGUUGUGUCCAUCAAAUUAAAACCGCAGGAACACAAGAACUACAGGCAUGUUAAAUCGGAUUGUUGUUUGUUUUCAAUAGCAAACAAAUGCAAGAAAAAAACUCAUGUUAUCAGAGAAAAGCACACUACUAGCUGCAGUUGUUACAAUAUAAACUGGCCCCAAAAGGAAACUGACUGUGCUAAUCAUGUUGUGUUGUCAAGGCAGGCAACACACAACAGUGAACAUGUAAUGAAAUCAUGUGCUACAGUUUUGGUGCAGACACACAAGCCCUUUGGCAAGUGAUGGAUUGUACCAAAUGUUGGCGAAAGUGAGGGUGGUGGUUGUCUCCCAAUGUAUGUAAAUGUAAUCAUGUGAUGGUUUUUGUCGUCGUCGUCUUUUUUUUUUUUAGGAAAACACAAUACUAUAAUUUUUAUAAAUUGCACGAAUCCCAUCAUGAUGGCAGCGAAGACAUUCAAAUGUGCGUUCUUGAUGUGCUUGUGAUGGAAUCAGUUGCAAGGGCGCCCUCUACCGUUUACAACUGGACUGGACAGAAAGCAGCAUUUUUACGGUCUUAACUUUGUAUUCGUUUUAUAAUUGUUAUUUUAAUUGUUGGGCCAGGAAACAAAGCAGCCACUGCUUAACUUUACAUAUAAAUAUAUAUAUUCAAAUGGCACCAAAAGCAAAUUUUUACCUAUUUUUUUGUGUACAUCUUGUAGAUGUUUAAAUAGGAAAAAAAUAAGGGGUUGCGAUGACUUCAAUAGUGAAGUGCCACAACAAAUGUGCUUGUGUUAAAUUUGGCAGGCCUUGCACUUGUUUAAGGGGUACACGUGCACUGUUACCCCUUUCAUGCACAUGUGUCCUUGUCGAACUGUUUUGUGUUUUCAUUGUGUCAAUGUGUCUGUGACGUGUUCUCGUGUCAAGUUAGAAGUAGGUCGUUCUAUUAUUUUCUAAUUGUAUUGGCAUUAAAUUCAUUGAAUGGAUUGACGGAGAUGUUCGACUUUUGUGACGUUGGAUUCAUUGUCUCCCCUUAUCCUUUGUCUUUUCUUCUACCGGUCUCCUCUUUUUAUAGUGUCUUGUUUAAACCAUGCAGAAAAAAGGGCUUAGAAAAAGCAUGAGGCAUUUUCGCAAUGUAUUGUCAUCAAGUAAUUUUGCCACAUUUGUUAUUUGACAUGAUUUUUCGUUAUAAAAUUGCAGGCAAAUUAAGUGUUCACAUCUCAACAGCUAACAGUUGAAUUACUCCACGUUGACUAUUGAAUUGCUCCAGUGAAAAAUGUGUAGAUAUCAUAACCCAAGUACUUAAAUGUAAUGAACGUUCGCUGUCGUCACGUUUACGCCAUGGUCUUGUAAAUAUAUAUUUUUUUUCCUGCAAUUACUUUUUCUGGUGCAGUAGAUAUUUUUAUUUGUGUUCUUGAAUGCUCAAGUGAUUUUUUCUUUUUUUUUGAGUGACAGACAUGAGCCAGUGAAGAGAUACUGAUUCACCUUAUUGCCAUCAUUUCUAAUAUUAUUAUGAUUAUUGUUAUUAUUAAGCAUGUCUUUAAAUGGACCUAUGAUAUGAUUAAACAACAUACGUGUAAUUCUACAA